Molecule: messenger RNA, 489 nt
Organism: Eurypyga helias (sunbittern)
Lineage: Eukaryota; Metazoa; Chordata; Aves; Eurypygiformes; Eurypygidae
Gene: MRPS18A
Product: mitochondrial ribosomal protein S18A
Exons: 6
Biological process (GO): mitochondrial translation
Cellular component (GO): mitochondrial small ribosomal subunit; ribosome
Molecular function (GO): small ribosomal subunit rRNA binding; structural constituent of ribosome
Source: RefSeq, a predicted model, not a curated record
CGAACGCUCCGAGAGGUCGUGGAGGUGACUGAAGGCAAAACGACCACAAUUGAAGGGAGAAUUAUAGAUGAUGCUGCAGCACCAAUUCCUCCAAACCCCUCUGGCCAGUGUCCCAUCUGUCGCUGGAACCUGAAGCAUAAAUAUGAUUAUGUGGAUGUCUUGCUGCUGAGUCAGUUUAUCCGGUCUGAUGGAGGGCUGCUGCCACGAAGGAUCACAGGCCUCUGUCUGGAGGAGCACAAGAAGAUUGCUGUCUGCGUGCAGAUGGCUCACCGUGCAGGUUUGUUGCCAAACCACAGGCCUGCACUUCCUGAAGGGCAUAUUCCCAAGAAACCCAAGUUCAACAGGUAUCUGACCCGCUGGUCCGUCAGAUCUGCAAAGCCCAUCUGGACGAGGGGCCCUAAGUGGUGCAAAAAAACCAUGCCAGUCGGACACCCUUUGCUGAGGGAUAAUGUCAAAUAUACACACAAGCCUCUCUGUUUAAACCACUAG